Messenger RNA from Amborella trichopoda, 2444 nucleotides. RefSeq names its product actin-related protein 6 (gene ARP6). Lineage: Eukaryota; Viridiplantae; Streptophyta; Magnoliopsida; Amborellales; Amborellaceae. The record is from RefSeq and is a predicted model, not a curated record.
UCUUGGGGAACAUUCAGAGCCAAGUAAUCACAGGCGGGAAAUAAAGAGCGAGAAAUGUGAGACUAUGAUUGCCCAUGGAAACCUUUAGGAGAGUUCCAAACUUACAAGGGUAUUGAAUAAGAAGUAACUGAAGGUAUGGCAAAUUGGUGUAUCGUACAUACAAUCGACUUUAAGAGAGGGAGGGAAAAGUAAAAUCUGAGAUACAUAAUAGAGGAAGAAGUGGUGAGAAAGAAUAGAGACAAAGAAGAAAGGAAUAGCAAUGAAGAGAUAGAAGUGGAGGGAAGAGAGUAUAGAACAAAGAGUCUAUGGAAAACAAACCACAGAGCUAGAAAGAUGGAGAAAAGUAGGAAGAGUUUUUUUUUCCCUGCUAGGCAAGAAGGGUUUUGUGUGGGUAACUCACCAGUUGAAUUAAUAUGGAGGAAUUUUACAAGGGGUCAGAUAGAUUUUGUCUGAUGUAAUAUUACAAAGGACCUUGCUACAAGUAUCUAUCUGUCUUUCUUUAUGCAUUUAAACCACAUUGUAUAUGCUCUAUCACACACAAGGUCAAGUUGGAAGUUUGUAAACCCCAUCUUUCAAAUGUCAAAAUUUUCUUUUGUCUGAGGGCCAAGAAAUGAUAGAAAGUGGAAGGAAGAGUGGACGGAGCAGUGAGAGAAUCCAGGAAAACAAACCACAAAACAAGAGGGAAAGAUCCAUAGAGGGAUAACCAAAGCGAUAGAGUGAAAGAACAAGACAAUGUCUACUUCGAGUGUGGCGGUUUUGGAUAAUGGUGGCGGCUAUUGCAAGGCUGGCAUCGGCGGGGACCGUGACCCCAUUGCAGUCGUUCCCAACUGUGUGGGGCGCUCCCCUGCACAAGCAUCAUCGGGUUCUAAGAAGAAGGAAUGGAUGGUGGCAGACCAGCUCCUCCACCCUGACAAUGACCCUACGUCUGUGACGCUGCGCCGCCCCAUGGACCGGGGCUACCUUGUCAACCCUGACCUCCAACGUGACAUAUGGGACCGCAUUUUUUCUUCCCUCCUCAAAAUCCAGCCCUCCUCAACCUCCCUCCUCCUUGUAGAGCCCCUCUUCAACCUCCCUAGCAUCCAACGCUUCACUGAUGAGCUAGUCUUUGAAGAGUUUGGCUUCAGUUCACUUUGUGUUGCAGACCCACCGUCACUAGUGCACUUGUAUGAGACAAGCCGCUGCCCCAAGAGCCUGAUGGCGGCGGCUCAAUGCAGCCUGGUUGUUGAUUGCGGAUUCUCGUUCAUGCAUGCUGCCCCCGUGGUGCAGAACUUCACACUGAACCACGCAGUGAAGAGGGUUGGGCUCGGGGGUAAGGCCCUCACCAACUACUUGAAGCAGUUGGUGUCGUAUAGGUCGGUGAACUUGAUGGAUGAGACCGUCAUUAUGGACCAUGUCAAGGAGAACCUCUGCUUUGUCUCCCUUGACCUCCAACGAGACCUCCAGAUUGCAAGGAAAUCAGGGAAGGAGAAUGUAUUCAAGUGCACAUAUGUGCUUCCUGAUGGUGUAACUUAUACCAAGGGCUUUGUUAAAGACAUCGAAGAAGCUCAGAGAUACCUCACUCUAGAUGAUGGAAUUUCAGCAGUUCAAUCAGAAGUAGUUGAGGAAGACUGCGAAAGUCUAUCUAGUGAUGAGGAGACUCCAGAAGAUAGGACAAGAAUAGAUCUGACAAAAAAUGAGGAAUUAAAACUCACUAACGAACGGUUCCUUGUCCCUGAGAUGCUUUUCCAUCCAUCUGAUUUGGGGAUAAAUGAGGCUGGACUCGCAGAGUGCAUAGUCCGAGCUGUUCAAUCAUGCCAUCCUUAUCUUCACCCAGUCCUCUAUGAGAGCAUCAUUUUAACGGGUGGAAGCACAUUAUUUCCUCAUUUUGUAGAAAGACUAGAGAGGGAGCUACGUCCUCUUGUGCCUGAUGAUUUCAGACUGAAGAUAACCCACCAAGAGGAUCCAAUAUUAGGUGUUUGGAGAGGGGGUUCACUGUUAGCUUCUAGCCCUGAUUUUGAAGCAAUGUGUGUGACAAAGCAUGACUAUGAGGAACUUGGAUCCACUCGUUGUCGUCGCCGUUUUAUGCACUGAAUUUCAGUGAAUCAUGACCGCUAUUCUCCAUGGGAUUGUUGUAUUUCUAUUUGGAUACCAGCUAAGGUCCUUACGUCUGAUUGUUUUAUUGUAAGAUUAUAUGCUUAAGGUUUUUGUUGGGGAUCACUGCACCCUGUUUGUACUAUUGAAGUCAAAAUCAUGUACUGAUCCUAUGUUAUGCCCUUUUUGUCCUGGUCUUGGAGGUGAGAGUUCCAUAUGACGCCCGAUGAGAGAACUAACCAAAUGUUAGCAUUUAGCAUAGUAUUGGAGCUAAGCUCAGAUUUUGUAGCAUGCAAUUGUACUGUGCAUAAUGCAUGAACAUACAGUAGUAUAUGCGCUGUACAUUUUGUAUAUAACUAAGCUUGGAAUUUGAA